Molecule: messenger RNA, 1562 nt
Organism: Paecilomyces variotii
Lineage: Eukaryota; Fungi; Ascomycota; Eurotiomycetes; Eurotiales; Thermoascaceae
Product: putative esterase
Exons: 6
Coding region: 161-1465 (434 amino acids)
Source: RefSeq, a predicted model, not a curated record
GUUCAAUAGCGCAAAGAAAACCAUUGCUAUGGUAUACUCUCGCGCGUUGUUACAUUAAAAUAAACACUAUCAUAUAAUCUGGUGGACUACUACCGACGAGUCAUUAUCCUUGAAGCGAGGUACAUACAUCCAACAUACAACAUACAUACAUUUCGAAAUAAUGGAGAGAUUAGACGCGACAUUGGAUAAAUUUACAAACCCCACGACUGGUUCGCUUCACGCAGCGGUGUUUAUAGCCGUGGAUCAUUCUGGAAAGAUCAUAUACCGCCGCGCCGCUGGAAAGUCAAAGCUCGAUCCUAAAAAUGACACCCCAGUACAUCCAACGUCACUAUGUUGGAUAGCAUCUCUGACGAAACUUGUCACUGCGGUCGCGAUGAUGCAAUUGGUUGAAAAGGGUCUUGCUAGUUUAGAUGAAAAUGUCUGCGAUACGCUUCCUGAGUUGAGGGACAUCGACAUCUUGCUUUAUGACCAGGACACCUCUAGUGGAUCUGCCCCUGAGGGCUCCGAUGGGGUCCCAUCAUCCAGAUCCAAUGGAGGAGGGAAGCCAUAUCCUGGCUUCAGGACGGAGAAAGCCAAGACGGAAAUAACAAUCAAGGAUUUACUCUGCCACACUUCAGGCCUUUGUUAUGAUCACUCAAGCCCUCUUUUGCAACAAUGGUCUAAGUCGAACAAACGGAAAUCUCACACAUUCUGCGGAAGCAUGGACGGUUAUUACCAUCCUCUUAUUUUCGAACCGGGGACAUCUUGGGCAUAUGGAGGUGGAUUGGACUGGGCAGGAGUGAUUAUCGAACGGAAGACAAAUACCACUCUUGAAGAGUACAUGAAGGCGAAUAUAUGGUCUAAAAUAGGUGCUACGUGCACCACAUUCCACCCCGAAAAGAACCGUCAUAAACUACCUCCCCAACUCGAAAUGGGAGCGCGGAUCCGUACAGAGAGUGGCGACAGUUACAUUGGCCCAGGUCGGGUUACGCUCGAGUAUCCACGGAAGAACGACCUAGGUGGUAUUGGCCUUUUCGGCACAGCAGACGACUACAUCAAACUCUUGACCAUACUGCUCCAAGGAGGGAAGGGACUUCUUACUGAACGCAGUGUGCACGUAUUAUUUCAACCUCAAUUGACACGCGUUAUUCGCUCAUCUAUGCUUGUGGGCGCUGGGAGACAAAUGAGGCGAGUUCUUGGAGCGAGGGGUACAGAUGAUGUUGACCAGGCGGAUCACUGCUUAGCUGGGACCGUUACCCUGCGAGAUAUCCCAGGUCGAAGGAGAAAAGGGACAGUCAGCUGGGCUGGAUUGCCAAAUCUUCAUUGGUGGAUUGACCGUGAAAGUGGCAUAGCCGCUACUUUAUUCACACAACUCCUGCCAACUAUGGAUGCGAUUGUGGUGGAUCUACUAAUCGAGCUGGAAGAAGGGUUGUAUGAAUUUGUUUUGGGGAGGGGAUCCCGAAACAGCAGGGCCCAAAAGAUAUAGUCGCCAGUUGUGUCGACUAGGUUUGCCUUGUAUCUAAGAGUCAUUUGAUACAGAGAUUAUACAGACAGUAACGGCAGACACAAUAGUCAUAUCGAUA